CAGAGCCAAGGAAACGAUGACGAUGCCGAUGGAGUGAUGGAAGUGAUGGAUAUAAGCGGAGGAUGCGCCGUGAUGAGUUUCGUGGGAGCGACCGAAUGGUGUUGAGUUGAAAGCCAUCCGCUGCCCCACGCCGUCUUCAUCACUUCCCCUCUGUGGCUGGUGCGCUUCCGAAUGGCUUCCGUCGCCGCCUCCCUCCUCGAGCCGCUGUCCGCCUCCACCAAAUCCGCCGUCAUCGACGCCUUCUGGGGCCCCAUCCCCGCCCGGCUCUCGCGCAGCUGCGACGACUGCCAGCUCGAGCAAUUCUGGGAAUUCUACACCAAAGAAUGCGAGCACGCGCUCCACGACGGCGGGCGGCACGUCUUCGUGCGGACCCAUCAGGACAUCCUCGACAUCGUCGCCCUCCUGAAGAAGCAGCGGUCGCGCGAUGAGAUCCGCGAUUUCCUGCGCUGGAAGCUGACCAACGUAUACCCGAACGAGGACGAGCUCCUCGACUGCUCAAUUGACCUCGCCGCCGGCCUUCUGCUGAUGAUCGACUUCGGCCAUCUGCACUACGGCUUCUCCGGCAGGCUCCGGCUGAACUGGACCAAGGGGCCCCUCAAAGACUGCCUCGAGCGCCACUUCUGUGAAGCGCCGGUCCUGGGCCAUCAAGGCGUCAAGCUGCAGCGAGUCUUCAACGCGCUCAACCUGCAAAGGAUCGCGGGGGUAGACAUUAUUCCCACGGACAACCUUGCGGACCACCUGCGUCUGACGGACGACGACACGAAGCUGUACAUAUUUCACCAUGCGUCCGUUCUCAAGUGCCAGUCUGCCAGCUCCAUCUUGCCUGCCGACCUCGCCGAAGAAACCCUCCGCACGCUCGCGCUCCUCUUUCCCCAAACCGAUACCCCGACGAGGAAAUGGCUGCGCCGAGUGAUCCCGAUGCUUUCCCUCGACCCUCAAUUGCUGCUGUGCGGACACCUGAAGACUGACGACCGGCAAAUCGAAAACUUCACAUACUGGCAUGAUCGCCUGGUAGUGUUGAAGCAGGUGUUCGAUGAGGCGACACCACAGAACAUGUCUCAAUGGUGGCACGACAGGCGGAACGGCGUGCAGUGGUACACGUUCUGGGUGGCGAUAACCGUGCUUGGCUUGACGCUGCUGUUUGGGCUGAUACAGAGCGUGGAGGGUGCCAUGCAAGUCUAUGGGACCUUCUACAGCGGUGCGAAAUGAUUCACGACGUGCGCCAUAGCUAGACACGCCCGUGUCCAUUUCACGGUCCACGGAUUCCAGGCACCGCCGUUACCAGCACUUACCCAUCGGCCUCGUGCUCCCGAUGAGGCAGUCAUGUACGCGAGUUGCAAUACCCGUUGCACCCGAUCAAGCCUUGCCAGCAUGAGCGUUCCCGCAGAUGCAGUCCUCUCCAUUGGAGAACCAGUCUUAUUCAGCCAGCCGGGUGAGCUGGAGAGACUGCUUUGUACAGGCUGGACGAAAAGAGAGGCUCUCUUCUAAGCAGAGCCACUGUCCUUGCUAGGAACUCCUGAUCCGGCAUUGUCCCUUGCCGCUUGCGCACCCUCUGGGUCCGUCUGUCCCAUGAUCAAACGAUGCUGACAAUGAUUG
Messenger RNA from Trematosphaeria pertusa, 1596 nucleotides. RefSeq lists its product as uncharacterized. Lineage: Eukaryota; Fungi; Ascomycota; Dothideomycetes; Pleosporales; Trematosphaeriaceae. The coding region runs from base 172 to 1209 and encodes 345 amino acids. The record is from RefSeq and is a predicted model, not a curated record. The transcript has 2 exons.